AUGACACCCGCCCUCCGUGACAGCCUCUCCAGCCCCCUAACCAUAUCCACAACCCACACCGCCGCCACCUUCCCCGUCACACCCCCCGUCCACCCGGACCUCUCCCGCCCCCGCCUCAAACAAAUAGCCCGCUGGAUCCGCGACGAACUCGACCUCCGCGUCGCCCGCGACGGCCCCGACGUCCUCCGCCCGGACGACGUGCUCACCCUCCACGAAACGCUCGUCGCCCUCCGCCAAGCCCAAAACAUCACCAUCUCCGUCCUCCGCGCAACCGGUAUCCAUAAAGCUGUCCAAGACGUUGCGGGCGUGGCAACACGCUGGCCGAGUCGGUUGUGCGACGACUGCGACAAGAUUGUAGACAGUUGGACGGCGAAGUUUGGGCCGUUUAGCGAGAUUCAUCCGUUUUUGUAUGGGAGGGGGGGUAGGUUGGAGGGGAUUGCUAGUGUGAAUGAGUAUUCUAGGGAGGCGUUGCUUAAGCGCUGGGCGGAGACUUGUCCGGAGAAGAUUCAUCCGAAGAGGUCGCAUAAAUUGGGGGAUUUGGGGUUUGUGGCUGGGACGUGGUGGAUCAACCCUCUGUUCGCACACCAUGCUGGCAUCAUCGGGCUUGAGGCUUGCGAUGGCGGUACGACAUACGACAAACACGGUGCAUAUGCUCUUCUACUCAAAGAUACGGGCGAGAUUGAAGCCUCGUCUGAAGAACGCUUUACCUAUCGUGUUCCGCAGAACGACAAGGGUAAGUUCCGUCUUACCUCUGCUACACCCAAGAGUCGAGAUCCUGUGAGGGUACUUCGCAGCCACAGCAUCAACAGCGUCUGGGGACCAAAAGCAGGUGUGAGAUACGAAGGCCUGUACAGCGUCCGAGGCUGGUCCAUCAAGCAAGCCAAAAGCAGUAACCUUGCUGGUGGGCAAUGGAAAGAAGGCGAUAUCCUGUUUGACGUCCUGUUUGAGAGGACCGACUCAGUGCCCAUGGCGGUAGUCAUCAAGCGACCCACAGCGACCGAAGUCGACGACUACGCCGAGUACAAGCGUCUCCGCAAGGUCAACCGAGACGGUAAACGCAAGUCGCACAGCACACUUCCCGUAGGCGGCGCCAAAAGCGAUUUCUCAACCCCGCUCAAGACAGCACCACCAGUCACACCCCACGUAGUCCCCAAACCCCUCCCAACAGACCCCCCAUCGAUCGAACCCCGCAAAGGCAUAUUCAAACACCUCCACUUCGACGAAGAAGCCCACGUCCACAUCCUCGACAAGGAAGACGUCAUAUCCCCCAAAUCCGUCCCCGAAGCCGACCCCCUCACCACCACCGCUACAAUGAGCAAAAGCAACACGCUCCUCGUCCCCGCAAAACCCAGCCGCACAAACACACACAGCAAAGCCGAUGUAUCCACAACAGGCGGCGAACCGCGCAGACACGCCAGCCCCGCAGGUUCAAACGCCAGCAGCGCCCAUACCCAUGCCUCAGCUACCACUUUCCCCGGCAUCAACAUCCGUGAAGUCGCACCGUGGAUUGACUACGACGCUGAUUUAUCCUUACCUUCGCCUCCAGAGGACUCGACGAUUGUGCACCAACGACCUAUUAUUACACAGUCUAUUGCUACUGACUCUAUCAAAACGAGUAUUUCGCGGGAUACCUUUGGUACGCCUGUGGAAGGGGAUACUUCGAGUCCGGUUGGUGGUGAUGGGAAUGGGAAUGGGAAUGGGAAUGGGAGUAUUGAUGGGGGCAGGCACGGGAGAAGGGGAGAUGUUGAGUUUGGGGAUAGUCUUAGUCCGCAUGGAGCUGGGCAUGGGCAUGGGCAUGGGGUGGGGAAUGGCAAGAAGGAAGGAGGCAAGAGGAAGAGUAUUCUUGUGCGGAAUCGGAAUCCGGUGGGGAGGUUGUUUGAUGGGGUUGUUGAUGAUAGGGAUGAUGGGGAGGAAGAAGAAGAAGAAGAAGAAGAAGUGGACGAGAAGGCAGGGAAGUGGAAUGCUGUAACGACACCUCCUAUAUUUCACGACUUCGCCGACGUUACCUCCCUGGAAGACCCUUUUAUCGCGAAUCCUCCUCCACGCAUACCACGACGACCUAGACGCCCCUACUUGAUGCGUAGGGAUCUCAUCGCGCGAUCUAGAAUCCUGACGCCUGUGGGCAGUCCUGUCUGUAUCCUCCAUCCUGAGCGCGUAGGGGAAGUACGAAAGGAACUCGCUGAGUCAAGCGCAGAAACCAAGUUGAGAGAUAUCAUGGAGAGGGUGGAUGGUGUUGAGAUGGGUCGUUGGCGGUAUAUCUAG
Molecule: messenger RNA, 2262 nt
Organism: Alternaria arbusti
Lineage: Eukaryota; Fungi; Ascomycota; Dothideomycetes; Pleosporales; Pleosporaceae
Exons: 2
Coding region: 1-2262 (753 amino acids)
Source: RefSeq, a predicted model, not a curated record